This is a messenger RNA of Drosophila eugracilis, 1740 nucleotides long. Its product is annotated as membrane-bound alkaline phosphatase-like. The coding region runs from base 25 to 1623 and encodes 532 amino acids. Gene Ontology annotation, biological process: dephosphorylation. NCBI's taxonomy places the organism in Eukaryota, Metazoa, Arthropoda, Insecta, Diptera, Drosophilidae. The transcript is spliced from 3 exons. Gene Ontology annotation, molecular function: alkaline phosphatase activity. The record is from RefSeq and is a predicted model, not a curated record.
UCACCGGCAGCAAAGCAAUUAAGAAUGGGCUCCUCCCAGAGGCAGUUACUGAUCCCCAUCCUGGGCCUUUUGGUCUUGGCCGGAACAGCACUCAGCGGAGUACAGGAGGUGCACAAUGUGCUCGAACUGACGGGCCAGCAAGUCAACAAGUUGAGGUUCUCCACGGAUGUGGCCACCGACAAGUACACUCCUCCAGAGGAGAUGGACCCCCAGUUCUGGUACGAUAUCGCCGACGAGGAGCUCACCAAGAGGCUGCAGCUACCACAACCCAAUGCCAAGAAGGCCAAGAACAUCAUUAUGUUCCUGGGUGACGGUAUGCCACUCGCCACCGUCGCGGCUGCUCGAAUUCUGAAAGGACAGCGCCAGGGAAAUACCGGAGAGGAGUCCUCGCUGAGCUUUGAGCGAUUCCCCUACACGGGCUUGAGCAGGACGUAUUGCUCCAACGCCCAAGUACCGGACUCCGCCUGCACUGCCACCGCUUAUCUGUGCGGUGUGAAAACCAACAUCGUCAACAUUGGAGUAAGUGCCGCCGUGGAGUACAACAACUGCACAGCUAGCCAGGAUCCAGCGAACCGUCUAACCUCCAUCGCUGAGUGGGCCCAGAACGCCGGAAAAUCCACCGGUAUUGUGACUACCACCACUCUGACCCACGCCAGUCCCUCGGGAGCAUAUGCCAAGACAGCCAAUCGUAUGUGGGAGUGCGACACGGAUGUGACCAGCUACGGCGCGGAUGCCAGCACUUGCAUUGACAUGGCCACCCAACUGGUGACCCAGACUCCCGGCAAGAACUUUGAGGUCAUGUUUGGGGGUGGAAUGGGCAAGUUCCUGCCCAAUACGAUCGUAGAUAGCCACGGCAAUGCUGGUGAGCGAUCCGAUGGAGUGAAUCUGCUGUCCCGCUGGCAGGGACUUCACGAUGGAGGAGUCUUGGUCACCAACCGCAAACAGCUGCAAAUGUUGAAUGUUUCUGCUGUGUCCAGCGUCAUUGGACUGUUCCAGUCGAAGUUGAUGGAUUUCCACGAGGAAGCGGAUGAGUCCUACCAACCCACACUCUCCGAACUCACCGAGGUGGCCAUUAAGAAGCUGAGCCAAAACGAAAACGGUUACUUUGUUUUCAUCGAAGGUGGUCUGAUUGACUAUGGCAACCACUACACCCAAGCAGGAUAUGCUCUGGAUGAGGCCCUGGAGUUCGAGAAGGCAAUUCAGUUGGCCCGAAACAUGACUGACAUUGAGGACACCCUGAUUGUGGUGACUGCUGACCACGGACAUGCCGUCAGUAUCGCCGGAUAUCCUGGCAGGGGUACGCCCAUCCUAGGAAUCAAUCAGCACGACACGGACAUCAAUGGAGUGAAGUAUUCGGUGCUCAAUUAUGCCGCGGGACCUAAACAGUAUCUGGACGAGACUGGUCAGCGCAUCCCCUUGGAUGAUAUUUUGGGUGCCGACGAUGCCAUCACACCCAGCUACAUAGCCAAGGAUCAAGGCGUGCACUCCGGCGAGGAUGUAGGCAUCUUCGCCUCCGGUCCUCAGAGUCAUCUCUUCACCGGAGUGAUGCAGCAGAGCACCAUCCCUCACCUGAUGGCCUACGCCGCGUGCAUUGGGAGCGGACAGAAGGUGUGCGACAACUAACUGGGGCGGAUCUAACCCCCAAAAAACCUAACGGACUCAGGGAAACCAAACUUAAAGACACAGCCAUUUCUUUUAAAACUUUCAACAAGACUCUUCUUUUGUUCCUUUAAUAAAAAU